ACAUUCAACACCUGACUUGAUGAAAACCUGCUAAAUAUGGAUAUUAUUACAUUAAAAAGGAUGAGUGAGAGACACACACAGCAAGGAAGUAAAGGGGUUCUACUUCUGAUGGUCUGCAUGGUGACUCUGCUGGAGAUGGCCAGACCAACAGAAGGUCACAGAGUGCAUCAAGUCAGAACCGGCACUUGUGAGGUUGUGGCUUUGCAUCGAUGCUGCAACAAGAACAAAAUAGAAGAACGCUCCCAAACUGUUAAAUGCUCCUGCUUCCCUGGACAAGUGGCCGGGACGACCAGAGCUGCUCCGUCCUGUGUAGAUGCCUCUAUAGUGGAGCAGAAGUGGUGGUGUCAGAUGCAUCCAUGUCUGGAUGGGGAGGAGUGUAAAGUCCUCCCAGAUCUAAAGGGAUGGAGCUGCGCCACGGGGAACAAGAUAAAGACUACCAAGAUCUCAUCGGACCGGGAUCAGCUCUGGUAACCCUUGGUGCCACGGAACCAAAUCAAGGUGGAUCAAUAAAUGUAACUGGGUCUUUACCUGUGGAAUACCAUCAAGGACUCAAGAACAUUGCAGAAACCCUUUUUGUAAAUAGAGACUCCCUCUAUUGGAGACUAUACUAUGAAUCUUCUGGAAGACUUUGAAGCAGCACGGGGUAACAAAGGACAUGAGAAGACUGGACACUACUAAAUGAUGGCUCAGUAGAGGGGACCUUUAUUUUGAAAAGCACAGACAUGACUAUCACCACAUUGGACAUCAGGAUGUCUUUUUAUUCUCUAACAUUGUUCUGCUUAUAGUGGAAUACAAUGGGGAAUUUUGCCUAAACAUUAUUUGUAAAGUGGUAGUUUUUCUUAGGGAAAUUGUAUUUUUUCCUCGGAAUGCAUUGUGCAUCAUUACUGUAACAGGGUGAGAAAACUGGAGUAUCAUCAAUAUCAAGAAUAUCCCCCAUGGAUAUUAGGGACGAGUCGAAUUCGAUCCAGUUUUUAACAAUCAAAUGAUGGUCAGACAAUGGUAAGAAGAAGGAAUAUAACAUUGGUGGACCUUAUUGUAUUGAGCCAAUCAUUGAACAUGCAGGGUGAUUUUCAAAGGAGCACAAAAAAGGGACAGGUAUUGGAAUUGGUGUAUGUACACCUCCAUCAUUUCAUUAUGGGUGGCCAUCAUUAUGGGUGGCCAUUCUCAAUGGUGCUGCGCGCAGGGAACAUGGCUUAUUCCAAUGAGAGUUGCAGCCAAUGGCCAAUGGUCAAUGGCCAAUGGCAGUUGAGAGAAUGUGAUGAAUCCAAGGACAAAUACAUGUAGACUACUGAUGUAUAGGGCAUACUACAAUGUAGGAUUUCUAGCACCAAAACUGAAAACCGAAGGUCAUGUUUGAUUUGCAUGUUUUAUUCCAAGGGCAUCAUCUUUCAUUUCAUCUAGAGCAGAUUGGGGCACUAGGUACACACUUUUGAAAAUGUACACGUUAAUGAAAGUGGUGCGCAAAUUGUGAGUUACCCCUAAUGUGCUUAACGUUUGCUUAUGUUCUUUUGAAAAUCACCCUGUCAACUGCCAGCUGAUCCAGUUAGUUUGUCUAUGUUGCACAAUGCUGAGGCUCAGAUUCGAAUGUCCAUGUAAAGUUUAUGUAAAUGUAUGCAAGCUAAAAUGCAUUCAUUCUCUAAUACUGGCUAUAGUCCAUGGGGUUGGUAGGGGCCGGUUAAGUGUUAAGUGAUUUUUUACAAUUCAUUUCUGAUUCGCUUUUCAACAGGUAUCGCUGACGCUUCCUUCGUCUGUGCAAAUGAUAACAUCUUCGAAUAAUAAACUGUGGUUGUGUCUUAACUUAA
This is a messenger RNA of Coregonus clupeaformis (lake whitefish), 1802 nucleotides long. Its product is annotated as chemokine-like protein TAFA-2. Gene Ontology annotation, molecular function: receptor ligand activity. The coding region runs from base 37 to 471 and encodes 144 amino acids. NCBI's taxonomy places the organism in Eukaryota, Metazoa, Chordata, Actinopteri, Salmoniformes, Salmonidae. The record is from RefSeq and is a predicted model, not a curated record. The transcript has 6 exons.